Amoebophrya sp. A25 is the source of this 431-nucleotide messenger RNA. NCBI's taxonomy places the organism in Eukaryota, Dinophyceae, Syndiniales, Amoebophryaceae. The record is from the annotation of a GenBank genome assembly.
GCUUGAUGUCGGCACAAGAGAGAUCACCCGCACAAAGGCAGGUGAUAGCGCCGUAUGUAAACCCUUACGCAGAAAUAGAGCACGAAAUCUCGAACCUUCCGGGUGCACGAGACGGACAUCCGGCCGCUAACGCAGACCUACUUGUUCAACGUACGAACGACUCUCGUAACGACUCCUACAAGAAAACAUAUGAAGAUCAAAGCAUUGUCGAACAAAUUUCACCAGGAGGUCCCUGUACAACUAAUACUGGUGCAACGACGGUUGACGCUGGCAGCACCUCUGUUGACCGUGAAAGUUCAUCGAGAACAAAAGGGCAUGCGCGGGAACUAGAUGAACAUGAAAAACGAGCUUUUGUAGUUGACGUCAGAAAUGAGGCCACAAUGACAAAGCGAGAGCCGCGGCACAAUUUGCACUAUAAUGUUGGAAGCGGU